AGAUGCAGCUGGAGGUGAGCAAAAGCAAGCGCCUGGUCACCGCAGCUGGCUGCAUCAGCUGCGACUCGGAACACAUCCAGAAAGGUCGGCUGCACAUGGAGACCGAGACCAUGAUGGCGGGGAGCCGACGGCUCCAAGGGAGUCCGGUGCUUCAGACGGUGACAGUCACUGCCAAGUUGUUGGUUUGGAAGGAUUUCAAGGUUGGACACCUAGAUCCUCGAAAAGGCUUCAACAGCAUCGUGCCCAACAGGGUGGAUGCCAUCGUCACAGAUGCCCGGUGAAGUGGUGGAUUUCUGGUCUGAACAUCACCUGAACAACUGGGCCAAUUUCCACCUGACCCGAAUGGUGGUUUAGUGAUGUUGAGUGGAAGAAAUGACAGUCACAAAAAAACAACAAAAAAUACAUGCAAUCCCAAGAUGGAGCCCACUGCAAUUCAUCUUCCGCCUGUAUUUCCACCCAACUGAUUGCAGAGAAACGUCCAAUGAGAUCGAUCAAGACUGCAUUGGCACUGAGCCUUUGAUCCACACCAUUGGCACCAGGCACAUGUGGCCUUCAGAUCCGCAGCCCGCCAUGACUCGCACCACCUGUGCUCAGUUCAACGAAACAGAAGUGGUGUGGUCCGAAGCAGUUACGGAGAUCUAUGGGAAGAAGGUGCAUGUGGAUUGUUUCUCCUCCCCAAGCUGCGGAACUGGCGUGCAACGCACGACCUCAACGGUGCUUCAUGCCCCGGAUGUCUGGGGCACCUUUGCUGAUGCCAUGUUUUUCCUAUGGAUCUGUUUGCUGAUUCUGGUGGUUGCCAUCACUCUUGCAGAGCCUUUGGUGGCAUUUGGAACUGCGAGGCUCAAUCCCUUGCGCUCCCGUGAGCGGCUGCAUGGAUCAUGUUGGAUCAACGUCCAUGAGAUGUGA
Messenger RNA from Cladocopium goreaui, 906 nucleotides. Lineage: Eukaryota; Dinophyceae; Suessiales; Symbiodiniaceae. The record is from the annotation of a GenBank genome assembly.